CCCCUGCUAUUGACGUCCUGCAGUUGCGGCGUUCCGUUUGUAAUUGUUUCACACGGGUCUGUACGACUUAUGAGACUGUUUGAGGGCUGUCUGUGUAUCUGCCACACUAAUUCUUAAACAGAAUCUCUAGCGUUGCUAAGUGAGAAAGAAGCGGCGUCCACGACAGGCGCAACGAGCUUCCUGGCUGGCUGCCUGACCGCCCGCCCGGCCACCCACCGCUUUUGCUGGUAGCAGUCGCAGAUACUUUGUUGGUCCUUAUUACUUUGGUCUUCACUGCACUCGCGAAAGCGUAAAGAUCGGCCGCUGGUUGUGGAGGCAAUAGAAGAGGUGCAUUCAGCGGCAACAACAGUGUGGCUGUAAGUUGGCUUGCCAGAGGAAGCUCAGCAGUGGUCCAUAUCGCGGAGUCAUUGUGUUACGGUAGUUUUAAUGUUACCUGUUCGGCUGCAUUUGGUUCCGUCGCACAUCUAAUGUUUCGAUUAAGUGAGUGAGUACGUGAGGAAAUGACUGUAUCUGUUGGAUGCUGUUGUAUUGCGGGUCAGUGUUCGAGAGUUGGUACGUAUCGAGUACACGAAGCUAUUACUGCAGCGCAACGGUAACGUCUCGAUGAUCCUUUUCGAAGUAAUAUCGUGAUUUGUUGCGGUCCCGGUAGAAGACGACUCUUGUUGUUGUUGUUAUUAUUGUUGUUGUUGAGAGUUCCAGGAUUCCGAAUAUGGUAUAGACACUGGUACUAGUUCAAAUGAUUCGGAGAGGUUUGUUUGUUCACUUUAGUUGUUAUUAAUUCUGCUACUAUAAUACUGUUUCGACGACGACGACAACAACAACAACAACAACUGCGCCCAUCCAUCAGUGAUGCGUGCUCUUGAUGGGUGCUUCUGUUGACCGUGCUGUGUCUGAUUCGGGUGUGCGUGUGUGUGUUUGGCUCGAGGCGCGCCGAAUAGCUACUUCCAUACAGUGGCGAAUCAACGGCGAAAUACGGACAGCAUUUAUUUAUGUGUUUCUGUUUGUUUGGCUGUACGUGUCCCCCUCUCUCAUAGUGUCAUUGUCGUCAGAUUGUUUGUAGCCUUGUUUUUACGAAAAUAGAUUGCGCUAGAACACUCGUUACAGCCUCUUCCCUUUCCCGAACUACCAGUAAAUAUUUACGCUGGUGCUGCGACUGUGAUUAUUGCCCACGUUUAUCGUAUAGUAUGAAUUGUUAUUGUAAUUGCAGAGGUUGUGUCAUCAUCAACCAACUAAUAUCGUACCAUCAUUACGAUCAAUGUAACUGGUUCGAGGUAGAUACGAUACAGUUAUGGGAAGCGUGUGAAUUAAUAUAUUGGCAAUCACCAGCCACGGUGUUCUUAUCUCGUCAUCUGGAACACUUUAUAACAUCUCCAUUAACAACAACAGUGAAGAGUCGUCGCGCACAUGAGUUGCCAGCGCCAACAGUCAGGACCAGUCAGGAGUGCUGCCAGCGGCCGAUCAUCUGCGACUAUAACUCAUCGUUUUUCUGUUGCAAAUAGCGAGGAAGGUAAAAGACAGUGGCCAUCAUCAGAAGGAGAGAACAGACUGGUCCACGUCAGAAGAAGGAGUUCAGAGCCAUCAGCGUGCAGAGGACAGUGCCGUCCAUUUGAGCUGCUGGUGUGCCCCGUGGGUGAUGUGCUUCAGCAGGUGGAGACGGGUCGGCCGUGCAGAGUGAUGUUAUGACGCAUCACGAUGCCUUUGUACAUCUGAUUGCCGGAGGCCUGGGCGGGACUGUUGGCGCGAUCGUGACCUGCCCCUUAGAAGUGGUCAAAACACGUCUUCAAUCAUCGGUGUCCCAUUUUCAUAUUCCCCCUGAACCUCCGACGCUGUUCCAACGACUUUGCACGAAACUUGGAGCUCGAGACGCCCACCCGGGGGUCAACCCCCAAGGCCCAGCGCCUCAUGCGACAUCAGCCAGUGGGACAAACAUUGGAUUAUGGCGGUGCUUGCGGUACAUAGUGGAAACAGAAGGUGCUCGAGCGCUCUUUAAAGGCUUAGGUCCAAACCUCGUAGGAGUGGCGCCCUCGCGAGCGGUCUAUUUUGCCACAUACUCCAACUCGAAAUCAUUUCUGCUGGGAGUUUUACCGCCCGAUCUUCCCGUGUCUUUGGCGCAUAUCAUUUCAGCAGCCUCCGCGGGCUUCGUAUCAUGUACUUUGACCAAUCCAAUAUGGUUCGUCAAAACUCGACUUCAGCUCGACGAAAACACAUACGGACAGCGGCAAACUGCUGCGGAGUGUAUCAAAGACAUUUAUCGGCACCAUGGCGUUCGGGGUUUCUACAAGGGUGUCACAGCGUCAUAUUUCGGUAUCUCAGAGACGAUUAUCCAUUUCGUUAUCUACGAACACGUAAAAGCUCUCCUGCGCUCGAAGGAGACUGAGGGCAACCGGUUCUCGCAUUAUAUGAUAGCGAGUUCGAUCUCAAAGACGUGCGCAAGUGUCAUUGCGUACCCUCACGAAGUAGCACGAACACGGCUUCGUGAAGAAGGCCGUAAAUACACGGGCUUCAUACAAACGCUAACCCUUGUGUAUCAUGAAGAAGGCUUUCGGGCGCUCUAUCGAGGUUUGGCCACUCAGCUUCUCCGGCAGAUACCGAACACUGCCAUUAUGAUGACAACGUAUGAGGGAAUUGUUUUCCUUUUCACACAGAAGCGACCGCCAGAUCCACCCGACAGUUGACAAGGGACUGCAAAUGACUGUUAAUAGCGUGGCGACCUAACCCAAAGCGAUUUCAGUUAAUAUGAACAAUGAAAAUCACUGGCUUACCAUUCAGACUAACCUGUUAACUGGUCAUGAGCUGUUGUGUUAUUCUCAAAAUAAUGUCUCUCAAUGAGAAAGGCAUUUUCCAGACUGAGAAUCAGAUCCCGGUACAAAAAUUGCACAUUGCAAAGUAUUGUAAAAUGAUACGGUUUGUACGUGAUAGACCGCAGAUUGAGCGACCAGUCUACAUAGCAAUUUAAAUGACAUUGAUGAAUGAUGUUUGAGGCAUGACAAAGCGGUAAACGAUAAAUGAGACAUUAAUGAACCAACGUAGUACUCAACUUCAUUUUAAUGAUACUUCCAAAUGCAAAAAACAAAGACUAGACUUUGGUCAACGUUGGCAAUUAGCAAAGCUACAUCGUAUUUCUCUUGCUGCGACACGCAAAAUGUUACGAGACAAGCGCUACUGUGGUCGAUUGCAAUCUAAGCUUAAUGUGACAUGUCAUAUGAUAAUAAGACUUAGGUUAGAAUAACCAGAUACUAACACUUUGUGAGUAUUUUUAAAUUUCCGAAGAUGCAAAGAUGUAACACUGGAAAAGUGAAGUAGCAGUCCUUUUUGUAUAUGAUAAUGUGGCAAAUGUAGUGAGUGUAUAAUGCAUUGGCUGAUUCGUCGCUCUGGGCGUCGCUCCUUUGACGUUUUAGGCCUCGAAAAUUCGAUCAUAAUUAAGCGGUCAGAUUGCGGGGCUUAGCAAUCAUCAGAUGCGGUUUGACCUUGAGUGUUCCAUAUGUAAUAGAUAAAUAUACACACAUAUAUAUUUGGAGUGAGGAAAGGUCAAUUGUAUUGAAUGGUGGACAUAGACGAGAACAAGUGUUUUUUUUCCAAAUGGUAUCCAAAUGUUGCAAAAAAAGAAAAUCAACAAAAUUAAACAUGGGUAGAGCUAUGGUUCAUGGUGCAGUAUAACAAUACAAAUAUGUAAUAAUAAUCAUAUAUAAAUAUGACCAUAAGGAACCAAGAGGAUAAAAUAUAACAGUAAUAACGUUGAUAAUGUAAGUGAUUACCAUUUUUGUUGUUGAGCGUGGAGGAAGCAGUAGCUGCAGAGGAGCUGAAAAGGUACGAGAUGAAGAGCAGUUUUUCAAUGCUGAUGUGUCAGAGUUUUGAUUAUUACGUCUGUGAGGAUGUGCCAUUUUAUUUGUUGCUUUGUUGUCAAUAAACAAUGAUGUACUAUGUGUUUUGCGAUUCUCUUGUGACGGGCCAAAGAUCACGUCAGCGACAACACCAACCACAAUGGCUGUUACGCUGGACGACUUUACAAAAUUUCAAAAUGUAAUGAUAGUGAUGCUGAUGAUGUUUAUUUGUCAAUAAUUCUCAACUAUUAUCGUCAAUCUUUGUAACCCCGCACUUUCUCCCAGUAUAUAGGCAAUGAUCGAAAUUAGCUGUUUUCUGUCGUUAGCUCUUAGUUGAAUCUGAAGCUGAAUUAACGGAAGCUACUUUACCUUCUUUUGCAAAAACAAUAAAAAAUAGAUCCGAUUUAUACGAUAAUAAUGAUAAAUUCAAUGAUUAUGGUGACGACGGAGAUAAAGGAGUUCAACCGUAGUAAUACAUAAUGCAACUUCGUUUUGAGCUAAUGUGCAAUCCCAGAGUAAUUUUCAUUAGUUUCGAUUAGUUUGUCUUUAGCCUAUGAUUAAUCGAGAUCUAUGAGUUGAAAAAACUCAAGCGGAAAGGUAACGUUGGGAAAAAACAGCACGAGUGUCUAUCUAGUGAGAUAAUGGAGAUGAACUGCGUUAUAAACAUUAUAAUACACACACACACAAACAAAUUAUAGAUACAUACGUAUAUGUAACAGAAAUAAUCAUAUAAUUAUUAUAAGUUUGUGUGCGAUGAAGAGAGUUAUAUAAGUUAUGAUGUAAUAAAAAGAGAACUGUUAAUACUGAAGCGGCCAUGUGAAAACAUACAAGAAACUAAAGAUAUAGGUUUUUAAA
This is a messenger RNA of Varroa destructor (honeybee mite), 4676 nucleotides long. It is a transcript of the gene Rim2, whose product is annotated as replication in mitochondria 2. The record is from RefSeq and is a predicted model, not a curated record. Gene Ontology annotation, biological process: pyrimidine nucleotide import into mitochondrion. NCBI's taxonomy places the organism in Eukaryota, Metazoa, Arthropoda, Arachnida, Mesostigmata, Varroidae. Gene Ontology annotation, molecular function: pyrimidine nucleotide transmembrane transporter activity. Gene Ontology annotation, cellular component: mitochondrion.